AUGAUUACUUUCCCCAAGACCUGCGGAGUAUUGCUACCACACGCUGUUGAUAACUUGGCAGCGACUAGUCCCUGUGCUCUCUUCUGCGUGCACCCAAAUUCUUCGGAUAUCUCCGAGGGAUGGCAAUGUGUUACUUUCAAAAGUCUUGCCAGGGCUGCUGAUUAUCUGGCUUGGUGGAUUGACAAUAAGAUUGGGCAAAGCAAGAGCCUUGAACCUCUGACUUAUAUCGGUGCAAAUGAUAUCCGCUACGCUAUUUUUAUUCUGGCUUGCUUGAAGACUGGACAUGUGGCAUUCUUCCCAUCUCCAAGGAACCAGGUGGAGGCUACGUUAGGCAUGCUUGAUGAAACAGCUUGCUCCAAGCUGAUUUUCAGCCCCGAACGCCAAAGGGAUGCCACCAGUAUUAAGGAAGGGAAGGCUGAUCUAAAGAUGUGGGAAAUUCCGCCGCUCUGGGAGCUCCUGCAUAGCAAUGCCGAGCCAUUUCUAUUGAGCAAGACUUUUGAGGAUGCCGAGAAUGAGCCAGCAAUCAUUAUCCACAGCUCUGGGUCCACAGGUCAGCUCAUUCAACCCUUGAAAUUUAGAAACACCGGCUCAUUCGAGAUAGGCAACCCAAAUCGCGUAUAUUUGACCAAUGGCUAUAUCUCGGCUCUCAACAACAUUGCGAAAUUAGCCACACCCCUGGGGAGAACUAGCGUGAUGCCUAGCUCAGUGGGAGGCGGAGGUCCAAUUCUCUCCAUGAGUCCGUUCUACCACAUGAUGGGUCUCUACAUGUUUACAGAAUCAAUUUUUCACGCGACUCCGUUUAUUCAGUUCCCGAACAGACCAAUGACUGUCGAUUUAUUCAGCCAAAUUGUCAAGGCUACUCGACCAGCUAGUGCAAUGCUUCCUCCGUCAAUAAUAGAGGAGUUAAGCUCAUCAGAAGAAGGGCUCAAAUCAUUGCAAAGCCUCCAGGCAGUUAUCUUUAGUGGGGCACCGCUCUCGCCGGCAGCUGGCCAUAAAUUGGUGGGCAAAACCCAGCCCUGUUCUUUUCUUGGCUCUAGUGAGGCUGGUGUUAUUCCGGUUCUAGCAGCAGAGAACAAGCAGGACUGGCAGUAUUUUGAAUGGAACCCGUCGUAUGGUGUUCAGAUGCUACCCGUUGCGAAAGAAUUGUACGAGCUCAUUAUCUGUCGGCCCGGAAACAGCAAUCGUGAUCUCCACGGUAUCUUUCACGUCUUCCCUGAUCGUUACACGUAUCCCACCAAUGAUCUCUUCAGCCCUCAUCCUACCAAGCCUAACCUCUGGCGGUUUGAGGGACGGCUUGACGACGUUAUCGUGCUCAGUAACGGCGAGAAGUUCAAUCCAACCUCAAUGGAGAAAACGAUUGAGGGCCACGCAUUGGUUUCAAGAGCAGUUAUUAUCGGCCAAGGAAGGUUUCAGGCCUCGUUGUUUGUCGAGCCCAAAUGGGACCAAAUGGGUGAAACCUCAGAAAAUUCCUUUCUUGAUCAGAUAUGGCCGGUUGUACAGGAGGCUAACCGACUUGCUCCGGGGCAUGGGAAGCUGUUCCGGUCCAAACUCGGCAUGGCCUCCAAGGCCAAACCAUUCAAGACAUCUCCCAAGGGCUCAAUCUCACGUCGACAAGUGGCCUUUGAUUAUGCUCAGGAAAUAGAGGAGAUUUACGCCCGUCCGGACAUGGAGUUCGUUGGAACGCUACCCAGUGAUGCUACUACGCUGGACUUUUCCAAGUAUGUUCGACAGGCUGUCUCAUCUAUCCUUCAUACCGAAGACAUUUCGGAGACCGUCGAUCUCUCUUUGCAGGGACUAGACUCUUUACAGUCUCUGCGUCUGGUAAAGAUUCUGCAGGGUGCACUUCAUUCAUACUACCCCAGUAGUCAUGUUGAAGCAAUUACCAGUCAACGUUUGUAUUUCUGUGCAAAUAUUGCCAAAAUUGCCGAGUUUAUGCAUUCUGUGGCCACUGGUGGCACUGGCGGUAUCGAGUCAGGUCCCGUCCUUGACCAGUCACGUUCAAAGAUAUUUGAAUCUUCCGUCAAGAGAUUCACAUCAAGAUUUCCCACGAAUCCGAUUCGAAUCACGAAAAAGAGAGACGGCACAGGGCAGACGGUGCUAUUGACAGGUUCAACAGGGACUUUGGGCACCUAUCUUUUGAGUAAACUUAUCAGUGAUCCAAAAGUCCGCCGAAUUUUCUGCUUAAACCGGUCCGAGGAUGUGUUGUCCCGACAGUGCCGGAGUUUCGAAGAGAAAGGUAUUUCUAUCACGCCGUCCGCUCUUUCCAAGGUCGAAUUUGUUCAAUUCAAGCUGGGGCCUGAAUUACUUGGUCUGGAUCCGCCAAAAUACAACGAACUCAAGCGAUCCGUCGAUACCAUAUUCCACUGUGCAUGGAAUGUGAACUUCAACAAAAGCCUAGCUGACUUCGAAGGUAUCGAGAUCAUGGGGCUUUCUCAUCUACUAGCCCUGGGUAUAGAAUGUGAAAAUGAAGCCCAUUUCCAUUUCAUCUCAUCCAUUUCGACCGUUGGAAGAUGGGGCACGAAGAAUGAGUACAAGAGUGGGGUACCGGAAGCCAUUGUUGAAGAAGCAUCCAUGGUUCCCUUGCAAGGAUACGCGGAGGCAAAGCACGUUGCUGAGCGAGUCUGUGCGGCAGCGUCCUCACGUUCUGGCCUCCCUGUUACCAUUUACAGAGUCGGGCAGCUUGGAGGUCCUACCACAGAAAAAGGUAUCUGGAAUAAACAAGAAUGGCUGCCGUCCCUGAUUGCAACUUCGAAGACGAUUGGACACAUCCCGCAAAACCUUGGCCAGGUGCCAAUCAAUUGGAUCCCAGUGGAUAUGCUUACAACAAUUGUCCUUGAAAUUGCCGAUUCGUGUCGAGCCUGCGAAAUAGAAACAGGCACUUCACUCUUUAACCUUGUUAACCCGACAGUAGUACCUUGGGAAUCGCUCAUCCCGACAAUUCAAAAGCGAUUCCCCGUGGAAGCGGUUGAUGAUAAUGCCUGGAUCGCGCAUCUCGAUGCCGUUGAAAACCCGUCAGACGCUGACUUUGAGGAUAAGCCAGCGUUAAAGAUCCUCGAUGUCUAUAGACGUCUGUUUGCGACAACCACAUAUCCCAAAUUUGACAUCCGAACAGAGAAAGGACAAAAGGCUAGCGAUUCCAUGCGCAAAAUUGGGCCAGUAGACGGACACCUGAUGGACCUUUGGAUGAACCAAUGGCAGCUUUGA
Messenger RNA from Penicillium canariense, 3204 nucleotides. RefSeq lists its product as uncharacterized. The record is from RefSeq and is a predicted model, not a curated record. Bases 1 to 3204 code for a protein of 1067 amino acids. Lineage: Eukaryota; Fungi; Ascomycota; Eurotiomycetes; Eurotiales; Aspergillaceae. The transcript has 3 exons.